Messenger RNA from Brienomyrus brachyistius, 5481 nucleotides. RefSeq names its product lateral signaling target protein 2 homolog. Gene Ontology annotation, molecular function: metal ion binding. The transcript is spliced from 12 exons. The coding region runs from base 2190 to 4862 and encodes 890 amino acids. Gene Ontology annotation, biological process: negative regulation of epidermal growth factor-activated receptor activity. The record is from RefSeq and is a predicted model, not a curated record. Lineage: Eukaryota; Metazoa; Chordata; Actinopteri; Osteoglossiformes; Mormyridae. Gene Ontology annotation, cellular component: early endosome membrane.
ACAACGUGCUUGGCAUCAUCAAUCAGAUCAUGGAUGAGUGUAUUCCAGAGGACCGGGCCAACAGAGAUUUCUGCGUCAAGUUUCCCGAGGAGAUCAGACACGACAACCUGGCAGGACAACUGUGGUUUGGGGCCGAGGUGCUGCAAUCAGUACAUGAGCAGUACUUGACCUAGACUGAUGCUGAGUCUGCUGCCAGUACUUGAGCAGCAUGUAACCUAGACUGGGGCCACAUUAGCCACCAGCACGUACACCAGAGGUAUAAAAACGGCUGUUUUUACCUUAGCUAGCUAGCCGGAAGGCUACAGCAGGAAUCCCAGAAUAGCUGUGCUUCGAUAAGCUGAUAAUUUCAAAAUCAAAGUCUUCUGAAAAUUACUACAAAGGUUCCUUUAUGCUACCUGAGUAUAUUAAAUACUGCUUUUUUUGGAAACAAAAACUAAAAAAAAAAAAAAAAAAAUUGCAAAAGCGUGAAAGGUUUUUACCGUAUUAUCAUGGAUGUCAGGUUCCCAUUGACACCUGCUUGCCUUGUUGGUAUGUUUUGACUUAAAAUCUAGCUUUUGGGAUCAUGAUGCACCAUGAUGUGAGUGCUGCCUGUAGUCGGUUUCUGCUGGGGACCGAGCUUGAUGCUGCAGGGUAUCUGUGUCAGUAACACAGCUCUGCGUGUAACAUGAUAAAGCUUAGAUAUGGUGCGGAUGGCUGGCUGUGUUACCUCUUUGUACCUACUGGACCAAAUGGGUUGAAGGGAUUCCAGAAAGAUCAUGAUCGAAAUACUUAACGUGACUCAGCAUGCAAACAAGUAUAAUGCGAUUUUCUUUUGGUGAAAACAAUCGGAUAAGCAAUUUAAUUCUCACACGUACCCUGGGGUCAAAUUGACCCCAGAAAAGGCACAUACUGUAUCAGGUUGACUUCUCAUACUAGCAUAAUUAUUUCUAGGAGCAUGUAAGAGUUAAAGCAAUACUGCUUGCUGUCCUGGGUCUUCAGUAUGCCUUGAAGUGUCUAAGCUCAAACAGAGCCACCUUGUGGUAUACUGUAGUAGUGCCCACAGCAAGGUGCAGGGUGUGUUGAAGGUCAGGAUUUUCGCUAAAGUGUUUAAUCUCCCCCUCACUCAUCUCAAAGUCCUAUAGGGCCGAGGUAGCAGUGGACCUCAGCCUUUCCGCAAAUGUGCAAAGUGCCAAGCCGCUCCGUUCUCAGCACCAAGUGCCGACGACAGUCCUGUGCAACGAAGGAAGGAGACUUCCCUCUAAAAGUGCAGUUAGCAGGCCUAAUGCCGCAUUUGCUGGUGGGCUCCUGCGUGAUGAUUUGCAUUUCUGCAGCUAGUCUCUGUCAACCGCAACCUACUAAUCAGCGGCGUCAGAGAGUCUUCAGGCUUUGCGCUUGUUUUAAUAGCUGAUGCUUGCUACUCUGUUUUUAAGCUAAUCCCCGAAAUGGAGCAGAUAUAAAAUGCCACCUCAACUUCUGAUUGAUACUAAAUAACUUGCAUAGAUUUUUUCUUUCUUUCUUAUAGCUUCAAAAUGAGUGGGAUCAUUUUGUAUAUAUAGUGUAAUACUCCACUGGUUCUGCUUUGUUUUAAUUUUUAACUUAAUAUAAUCCAUUAUACAUCUGAUUUGCUUACAUCUGACAGAUGGCACCUGCUACCUUUUUGGUUAAUUAAUAAGCAAGAUUUUUUAAUGCUGUGUGUUGGGAGAAUCUUAUUCCAGUUUCAUUUUCAUAAUUCUUUUUUAUAUGCAGGCUUGUGUCUCGGGUCACUGACGUCUUGCUUUACUGCCAGAGACACAGAGAAGCACAGGCUGCCACCUCAAACACGUGCUGGUUGCUUUACCUGAUACACGUAACUGCUGUUGCCGGCAACCAGGUUCAUUAACACUGUUAUCUUAAGCGGGAAUCUUUUCCUGGCUACUUCUCUGCCGCCUUUUGGCUGUUAGACCUGGUGUUUGAGCUGACAUGAGUGUUUCGUUUGGGGGGCUUCGCCUUGAAGGUGGGUCGUGUUGACAGGCAGGAUGUAGCCUGACUAUUAAGCGCUUGCAACGCCCCCCCCCCCCAUCACCGUCAGCUUAAAGCCCAACGGUGAGCUUCCUGUCCAGGCAUCAGCAGUCCUUCCGAUGUUUACAGUCACGCAGCAGGACCCCUGAGAUCUGGGCACAGGUCCUGUCCUGAAGGCCAGCGAGCUUUGCCUGGCUGCCGGUUCCAUCAUCAUGAACCGCGAGGUGGAGAGCAUGGCCAUGCGGCCGCUGGCCAAGGAGCUGACGCACAGCCUGGAGGAGGUGCGCAACAUCAUCCGGGACCAGGCGCUGCGCGACCUCAACCUCUACACUGACCGCAUGUGCGAUGCUCUGCGCCACUUCGACAGCCUCUUCGCCGAGUUCGAGCUCAGCUACGUGUCGGCCAUGGUGCCUGUGAAGUCCCCCAAGGAGUACUACGUCCAGCAGGAGGUGAUCGUGCUCUUCUGUGAGACAGUGGAGAGGGCGCUGAAGCAGGGCUACCUCACGCAGGAUAUGAUCGACGACUACGAACCCGCCCUCAUGUUCACCAUCCCCAGACUGGCAAUCGUCUGUGGCCUGGUGGUGUACUCUGAGGGACCCAUCGACCUGAGCCGCAAGCCCGAGGACAUGUCCGAGCUCUUCCAGCCCUUCCGCUCCCUGUUGAGAAAGAUCCGGGACCUCCUGCAGACCCUGACUGAGGAGGAGCUUCAGACCUUGGAGCGAAGUCUCUGCGUCUCCCAGGAAGAGGGAGUCGUCCCCCCCAGCCCCGCUGCCAUUUUGCCCUCCGACACCCCCCCCAGAGCCUCCGGAGAGCCCCCGCAGCCUCAGGACAAAGAGAAGGCGGGGGGGCCGUGCCCACAAGGGGCUGAGGAAGACGACGAUGACUGGCUGACGCUGGUCCUGGGAGACGACCUGGACGGGGACCUGGCCUGCUCCAUGCAGUAUGAUGAGCAGGAGCUGCAGGAGCUCAACAUGAUGGUGCAUCGCGUGGGUGAUGAGAUGUCCACCCUGCUGUCACCCCCCAGCCAGACACCCUCCCCCGCUCACUCCAGCAGGGCCGUCCCAAACUCCAGCGCCGAGAGCUCACCAUGCCGAGGGCCCGGUUCUGGUUGGAGGAUGGGGUCAGCGGGCCCCGAUCAGGACGAGGAUGGACGUGUGUUCUUCAUGGAUGACCUGGACGGGGCGGGGGAGGCGCUGGCGGGGGCGGAGCAGUCGUGCCGUGCCUCCUGUGGGGGCGACCCCCGAGUGCCACGGACUGGGCCCCCGCCUGCUUCCCUGCAGAACGGCUGGUCAAAAGAGCGUGUGGUGGAGGCCCUCCAGUGCGCUAGCAGCUCCCGGGGCCCUGCCCGCAAACCCUGUGCAUCCGGGAGCACGGACCCCCCCACCUACGUCGGGAGCUGGGACGCGAGCACGGAUGAUGCCGAGACUGCGGAGCUGAUCGCCCACCGCACCGGGGGCAUGAAGCUGUCCUCCACGGUCAUCUUCAACCCCCGUUGCCCCGGGCUGGCCGGGCAGGCUGGCGAGGAGGCUGCUGACAAGCUGCUGGCACUGGACGGGGAGCACUGCCCCGGCUUGGCAGCUCACAACAAGCUGGGAGGCCUGGUGACCACGCACUGCCUGCUCAACUCCUGCGUGUGCUGCGGCAGCUGCGAGGACCCCGGCGAGCCCGGCCUCGAUAAGGGGCGCCACGUGCCCCCCAGCCCCGUAGUGCAUGCCUCCGGCUGCCUGGCACCCAGCAAGGAUCUUCCCGGGAAGGGCGGUAGCCCAGGCUGCUCAUCCCGCAGUGCCCCCCUGUGUACGGAGGGCCUGGGCCCCCCGGGCUCCUGUGAGAAGUGCCUGAAUUCGGCCGCUGGGCCAGCGGUACCUGACUUACACGGGGGAAGCCCCAGCUACCCAAAGAGAACUGAGAGGCAAAGGCAGGAGAGAAGAGUGGAGAUGGGGAAGGCGGGGCCUGGAAGGGUGGGGGCUGAGAGGGCGGGGCCUGGAAGACCCACGGUGGAGGUGGAGGGCAGGACUAGCACAAGAGCCCGGUCCAGCUCCGAAGGCUCCCAGCCGAGCUCGCUGUGCAGCAGCGACGGGGAAAGUGCGUCCGUCACCACGUGCAGCCUGGCCAGCGCGUAUGCACACAGCUCACUCAGGAGCCUGACCCCAAACUCUGCUGCGUCCGAGGACUUGGAGGACCACGAGAUCCAGCUGGCCUUGCAGGCUGCCAAGAUGGCUGCCCGGGACCGGAUCCGUUCCCGUUUCCAUAGCAGCAGUGACCUUAUUCAUCGCCUCUUUGUCUGCAUCUCAGGUGUCGCCGACCAGCUGCAAAGCAACUAUGCCAGCGACCUGCGGAGCAUCUUGAAGACGCUGUUUGAAGUCAUGGCAACGAAGCCGGAGCUGGAGGACAAGGACAAAUCAAAGAAAGCUCCCGGUCUACGCAGUGCCGUUCUGGACGAUUGUGCCUUGUGUCAAGAGACCGUUUCCUCUGCCGAGCUGGCGGCCAAGGCUCGAGAGGGUCAGUUUGAGGAUCUACCAGACUGGGUCCCAGACGAAGCCUGCAGCUACUGCACCACCUGCAAAGCUCCCUUCACAGUGAUCCGCAGGAAGCACCACUGCAGGAGCUGCGGAAAGGUAACAUGCACACACACACAUAUACCGCACACACCACUGCAGGAGCUGCAGAACGGUAACGUGCACACACACACACAUACACCACUGCAGGAGCUGCGGAAAGAUCUUCUGCUCCCGCUGCUCCUCCCACUCGGCCCCCCUCCCUCGCUACGGUCAGAUGAAGCCUGUACGCGUCUGCACGCACUGCUACAUGUUCCACGUCACGCCUUUCUACAGCGACAGGACAGGAGUCUGACUGAGGUCGGACGGCAGCCCUCUGGGAGACCGUAGCAUCCAGAGCGCACUUCCUGGGAAUGAAAAGAAUAAUCGGAAGUGAAAGGAAAACGUGUUCUGGAUGAAAACUAAGGCACACCAGGCCCAAAGCCCUCCCCACAAAGCCUGUUCCCAUUCACAUUUUAAAGUGCAGAAUUCUCUUACAGAUUUUUGUCUGUAUGCGUUGAUUUAAACACCGACAGACAUUUCUGACACUGCUACAGUUACCGAUGGGGAUUUCCUCCAAUAUCAGCCUUUAACAACACGUAUCGUCUGAAUGUUAACACUGAGAAUUUCUUGCAGUGGAUCUGUACUUGUCGAGCAGCGAGUGAGUGAUCCGUGGUGAGCAUUGCAGACUGAGCAUGGCCACAGCCUGUGGACCGGCCCCAGCCCCAGAAAUGGCCUGCUGACCCCUUGAAGCACACUGUCUGUGAGCUACUCCUGCUUCAUUUGCCGAAAUGUGUUUCACUCUGCUUGUUUAGGAACUUUGACAGCUGUUUACUCAGAAGGUGGAACGCAGCAAAGGCCACCUACACCGAGAGGGCUGGAGAUGGCUGGAGAUGACCAUCAAACCCCAUUCAGUGUGGGCACCACCCACAACUAAAAUUUGACUUAUUCUGCUUAUAUCCCCCCCCCC